Molecule: messenger RNA, 1515 nt
Organism: Cydia splendana
Lineage: Eukaryota; Metazoa; Arthropoda; Insecta; Lepidoptera; Tortricidae
Product: nucleolar protein dao-5-like
Exons: 12
Coding region: 106-1476 (456 amino acids)
Source: RefSeq, a predicted model, not a curated record
ACAUUGAGGUUAUGUUUGUUAUUGAUUUAAUUUUGUAAUUGUAAAUCUGAAAUCUUUAACGAAAUAACUAUUUAUAUCCAUCAGACAAUAUUAAAUACAGUUAAUAUGUCAGAUAUGGAGGAACCACCAAUGAAAGUAUUAAAAAUGGAUGUAGCACCAUCGUCUCUGGACUCGACCAUGGAGGGUCAGGAGGAGGGGCAGGAGGAGUGGCUGAGUGAGGGGGUCCUCACGGAUGAUGAUUAUAUGGCGGCUAAUUCAAGCCAAGAGCAACAACCGGAUGUCAACACCACUGCUGAGUCGUCUCAAAACCUGGAUCCAGAAUCCGUACAGCCGGAGUCACAUGAAGCAAACAUUACUAUGGAACAGAACAUUGAAGAAACACUUAACAACAUGGAGACUAGUAAGCCAAGUCAAGAGCCCGACGCUAAAGAGCCAGAGAGCCAAGAGCCGCAUGAAGAGCUGGAAACUGCCAUGCAGCAAGACAUAGAAGACACAUUGAACAAUUUUGAAAGAGUCGCUACUUCUAAGGAUGAGUUCAACGAUCUGCUGAAGAAGGACCCCAAAGAGAGCGAGCCCUCGCACUCGGAGCACAGCGAUGACGGCCACAACACAGAUGAGCUGUUGCGCAUGCUGGGCGAAGACGACGGGAAGAAGAAAAAAGUGUUGACAACCAUUCGCGAAAAGAACGCGCGCCGCGCCGCACGCUCUAGCGAAGACGACUACUUUCUAGAGGGUGCGAAAGUGACCAAGUUGAAAGUGGCCAAGAACGCCAUCAUACGGACACAGCCGAUGAAGGCCGAGCCCGAGGACUUCAGCGACAGGGACAGCGAUAUGUCCGACGACGAAGAAAGCACAGUGAAGAGAAUGUUUACUUCCAAGCCCCGCCCGAUCGCAGGACGAGCGCUGAAAUCGUCGUCAUUCACUAGAGUUAAGACUGAGAAACCUAAACCCACCCCAGUGAAGCAGUACACCAACACGAGCAAGAACAAAUCCCUUCUCAAACCGAAAGCGGAGCACCCGGAGAUCAUCAACGAGGAAGAGUUCCUGGAGGACGACGACUUUGACCUUGACGAGGAUGUCGGCGAAGAAUGGCGACACGACGACGAGGACGUGACGGCAACGAAGUCGCAGCCGAUCCGUCGGCCCGAGCGGAUGGACGAGGAGAUACCGAGCGACGACGACAGCCACUCUGAGGACGACAGCUUGUACGACGUGAUGCCAUCUUCAGAUUCCGAGGACAUGGACGAUUGGUUUUCGCUGGACAUCCGAGCCGAGCGCGCGGGCGACUAUUUACCUUGGCUGGGUGACAAAGCGCACAAACUCCUAACCGAGGAGAAGCACCGCGUGUCGUCCCGCCUCGCCGCCCUGCGCCAGAGCGUGACAGCACUACAGAGCAGCGGCCGCGUGCAAACCGACCAGAUCAAGGUCGCCACCGAGGCGCUGCACGAGCUCGACGCUAUGUUAGCUGCCUCCUGAUUUAUGUCAGCCUGGUACUUCGAUAGUAAAAUAUCUCUU